ACCAUCCGCGUUAACGAGUACCUACAUUAGAUUCUUGCAUUUCAUACGAGUGGGAGAUAGAAUCAGGAAAAUUUCUUGGAGUUGAGGAAACCUGAGAAAAUGGACAGAGAAGGAGAGGGAGCGACGGCAGCGUCUUCUCAGGCCAACAGACCUGGUAGGAGGGUGGAUCCUUUGCUCGUAACAUGAAGGUUUUUCAGUAUUAUAUUCGAUGGUAUAUUUCGUUGUUAUGCAGUUGUAUCUCAUUCUUCGUGGUUCUUGCUGAGACGGAAUGGGAGUUUAUUCUUAAGAACUGUGUUGCAGUAAUGACAAGAGCUUUCCCUGUGUAUUCUGUAGAGAAGAGAGAGCUUAUUCUUCUCCAAGAUGCUGCAAGUUAUCUCCUCCUUGCUUGUGGUGCAAUCUAUGUUGUAUCGGGAAUAAUGUGCAUUGGGUUUCUCAAACGUGCUCGUGAAGAGAGAGACGGCAAAGAACAGGAUUGUCAAAGAUCUUCAGGAUUUGGAAAGACAAAAACAAGAACUUGAACGGUUGCUCAUUUCAGACACUGUUUGAAACGAUAUAGACAUUCCCAUGCAACAGAACAUAAUUGCACCAGAUUCUCGCUUCACUGCUGGGAUUGUAUGAGCCUUUUUGUAGCUUCAUUUUAAUUCUAUUAUAAUUGCCCCCUUAUAGAGUUCUAAUCAUGUAAAUUUUGUCUAACUUGAUAAUUUGUCCCUUUACUGAUCAUG
Messenger RNA from Cucurbita maxima (winter squash), 722 nucleotides. RefSeq lists its product as uncharacterized. NCBI's taxonomy places the organism in Eukaryota, Viridiplantae, Streptophyta, Magnoliopsida, Cucurbitales, Cucurbitaceae. The record is from RefSeq and is a predicted model, not a curated record. The transcript is spliced from 5 exons. Bases 183 to 518 code for a protein of 111 amino acids.